This is a messenger RNA of Helianthus annuus (common sunflower), 1080 nucleotides long. RefSeq lists its product as uncharacterized. Gene Ontology annotation, molecular function: protein binding. Lineage: Eukaryota; Viridiplantae; Streptophyta; Magnoliopsida; Asterales; Asteraceae. The record is from RefSeq and is a predicted model, not a curated record. The coding region runs from base 48 to 986 and encodes 312 amino acids. The transcript is spliced from 5 exons.
AGUUUCUUUGGUACAUACAUAGUCACUUUUCAUUUAAUUUUUCACUCAUGGCCAUUGAAGAAUCAUGUUCAGGGGAUUUGAGAACAACAUCUGUGUCACCACCUGCUCACUACAUUCUCAACAUUCAACAGUUUUCUUUGUUAACAAAACAACACGUAGAACGAUAUGAAUCAAACGAAUUUGAAGCCGCAGGCUACAAAUGGAAGUUGGUGAUUCACCCAAAUGGCAACAAGAGUAAAGAUGCCGGAAAAUUCUUGUCUUUAUAUCUAGCCAUGGCAGACGCAACCUCUCUCCCACCUGGUUGGGAGGUCUAUGCGACUUUCAAGAUCUUUUUACUUGAUCAAAACAAUGAUAAUUACAUGACACUUGAAGAUGAAAUGAGGGAAGGAAGACGAUUUCAUCGAUUGAGAACUGAGUGGGGCUUUGAUAAGUUCAUCAGUCUUAAAGAAUUUGGUGAUUCGGAAAACGGGUAUCUUGUUGGAGACAAAUGUGUGUUUGGAGCCGAGGUGUUUGUGUCUAAAGAAACAAGUAAAGGCAAAACCGAGUGUUUGUCAAUGUUAAAGGAUGCACUUUCUUACAAACACUCGUGGAUGUUCACCUUCUCAAAAGUAAAUGCAAACUGUGAAACUUCCAACAUAUUCAAUGUUGGGGGUCACAAAUGGAAGAUACUGCUAUAUCCUAACGGAGUCAAGGGUGUUGGUGGUGGCUAUAUAUCCCUUAAACUGGCUCUAGCUGAUGUUGAGAAUCUUCCAUCUGGAACCAAGAUAUUUGUAGAAUUUACUCUUCGUAUCUGGGAUCAGUUGAACGCAAGGCAUGACGAAGGCAAAGCUAGUCACUGGUUCAGUGCUUCAGAUUCAGAACACGGCUGGCAAAGAUUCGUUUCACAUGCCAUAUUCUUCCAGACAAAUAGAGGGUUGUUGCAUAAAGAUAUUUGCUAUAUACAGGCAGAUGUUGCCAUCCAUGGAGAGAAGACUGUCUUUGGAUAGGUUUAUUCAAAAUUUGUGUAAUGCAAGAAUAAAGGUUGUCAUAUUCAUAUGUUUCCACAAAACCUAAAUAAGUCCAUUAACUCACUUUUUUAUA